AUGGUGUUGUCACCACCUCCGUUACCUUCAGCCGCCGUCGGAAUCUUUAAAUCCAUCUGCUUUAUUAGCCAAUGCUGGAAUUCUCAAUCUGCAAAACCCAACACUCACGUAAUGCUUCUGCAAGCCCACCUUAAGUGGAGAUGCGAUUCCUAUAUCUUUCGUCUUUAUAGGAGAGUUCUUCCAUCACCUCCUGCUAUUGAUUUCGCUUCUCCCGAAGGGAAGCAAUUGUUCAUAGAAGCUAUACAAGGUGGAACCAUGGAAGGCUUUUUUAAGUUAAUCUCUUACUUUCAGACACAAUCAGAACCUGCAUAUUGUGGAUUAGCUACCCUAGCCAUGGUCUUGAAUGCACUUUCGAUUGAUCCAGGAAGAAAAUGGAAAGGUCCUUGGAGAUGGUUUGAUGAGUCUAUGCUGGAUUGCUGUGAGCCUCUGGAAAAGGUUAAAGCAGAAGGCAUUUCUUUUGGGAAAGUUGUAUGUUUGGCUCAUUGUUCUGGAGCCAAAGUUGAAGCUUUUCGUACAAAUCAAAGCAAUAUUGAUGACUUUCGCAGGCAUGUAAUCGCGUGUUCCACUUCUGAUGAUUGCCAUUUGAUCUCAUCGUAUAACAGAGGGACUUUUAAACAGACAGGUAGUGGGCACUUUUCACCAAUUGGUGGUUAUCAUGCAGGAAGGGACAUGGUGUUAGUUUUGGAUGUUGCUCGCUUUAAGUAUCCUCCUCAUUGGGUCCCACUUACACUCCUAUGGGAAGCCAUGGAUACCAUCGAUGAUUCAAGUGGAUUUCGUAGAGGAUUCAUGCUCAUAUCCAGGCUUCAUCGAUCACCAGCACUUCUGUACACCCUGAGCUGUAAGCACGAGAGCUGGAUCAAGAUUGCUGAGUAUUUGGUUGAAGAUGUUCCAAAACUGUUAAGUUGUAAGGAUGUGAAAGAUGUGAAGGAUGUUGUUGCAAUUGUUUUCAAUUCUCUCCCAUCAAAUUUUCUUGAAUUCAUCAAGUGGGUUGCUGAAGUUAGACGAAGAGAAGAUGCUGGUCAAACCCUAAGUCCAGAAGAAAAAGAAAGACUUGAUGUUAAGGAAGAGAUCUUGAAACAAGUACAAGAGAUUCGUCUACAUAAACACGUAACAGAUUUUCUGUUCACUGGGAAAUCAAGAGAGAAAGAGUCUCCAUGUUUAUGUAAAGAAUCCUGUUUGACUGAUAUUGCAGAUAGUCUGUGUUGCCAGGGUGCAGUGUUUCUAGAAGGAAACAGUAAUGGAUAUUGUUGUCAGAAAACAUGUGUAAAAACAAAAAGCAAUGGAGAUGUAGCUGUUACAGUUGUCUCGGGAACAGUGACCAAUGGCAUUGAGGUACAACAAGUGGAGGUGCUUGUUCCUUCAUCUUUAGAAAUGCACCCUGCAACUAAUGAUGUCCUCACUGUGCUUUUACUGGCGUUGCCACCACAAACAUGGUUUGGGAUCAAAGAUGAGAAGCUUCUGAAGGAUAUAAGUAGCCUUGUUUCAAUAGAUAGUCUUCCUACUCUGCUUCAAGAAGAGAUUAUGCAUUUGCGUGGUCAACUCUAUAUUCUCAAGCGAUGCAAAGAUGAAGAAACAGAGGAAGAUUUCGGUGCGCCACUCGUUUAGCUUACUUUAGAAGGUCAGAUUGGUCUUUUUGCAGGACCAGAUUCAACAAAAGUUGAAAAGGUCAGAUAUUUGAUAACUAAAAAGGAUACAAGUUGGGUCUCAUCAAAAUUGUAUUUUAGUAUUAUCUUUUAUUUUUCAAAAGUAUUAGAUUAUUAUUAUUAUAGUUUAUUAGACUAAAAAAAAAUAGUUGUUGAUGUGCCAAUGUGAUCGUAUAAAUAAAAUCUAACUGUUGGGUUUGGAACAUAAAUAAAUUGUAACCUAUGGAAUGCUUAUAUAUGAUAUGAUGGUGGAUAUGGGAAUUUCAACAGGUCAUAUGUUAUUAAAAUAA
Molecule: messenger RNA, 1933 nt
Organism: Lactuca saligna
Lineage: Eukaryota; Viridiplantae; Streptophyta; Magnoliopsida; Asterales; Asteraceae
Source: the annotation of a GenBank genome assembly